Leptinotarsa decemlineata (Colorado potato beetle) is the source of this 1962-nucleotide messenger RNA. Its product is annotated as fatty acyl-CoA reductase wat. Gene Ontology annotation, molecular function: alcohol-forming very long-chain fatty acyl-CoA reductase (NADP+) activity. Gene Ontology annotation, cellular component: peroxisome. The record is from RefSeq and is a predicted model, not a curated record. Gene Ontology annotation, biological process: long-chain fatty-acyl-CoA metabolic process. Lineage: Eukaryota; Metazoa; Arthropoda; Insecta; Coleoptera; Chrysomelidae.
ACCAGCAAAUAAAUAAUCGGGAACUCAAACAUAGCCCAAUCGCAAGUUACUUGUGAAUUGUGUAUAGCAAAAGUGAUAUGUAUAGUUUCAUUUUAUUCUAAUACAAAAGAUCAACAAUUCUCUGAAAAAUGGAAGAUUCUCAGAUACAAAGUUUUUACAAAUCACGAAAUGUCUUUAUCACAGGCGGUACAGGAUUCAUAGGGAAAGUUCUGAUAGAAAAGUUAUUGAGAUCAACCGAAGUAUCGACAAUAUAUCUUCUCGUUAGAGAAAAAAAAGGAAGAACUGUUGACGAAAGAGUUGAUAAAAUGUUUGAUGACGUGAUUUUCAAUGUCCUUAAAAAGGAAUGUCCAAAAUACAAACAUAGGAUAGACGUUAUCUCAGGAGAUUGCACGAUGCCUGAUUUGGGACUGUGCAUGCAAGACAAACAGACUUUGAUGUCGAAAAUCGAUAUAGUAUUUCAUAUAGCAGCAAACGUGAGAUUUAAUGAAUGUUUGAAGCUUGCCUAUAUGAUAAAUGUGAAUGGAACCAAAGAAAUCUUGAAAUUGGCAAGACAAAUGACCAAUCUGAAGUCUCUCAUCUACGUAUCCACUGCAUAUGCAAACUGUCCUUAUGAUGAGAUAGAAGAGAAAGUAUACAACUCGAUUCGAUAUGAUUAUGUGGAAACUUUGAUAGAAAAAAUGGGUGAUGAAGAAGAUGUUGUAUUGACUUCAAGAAUACUUGAGAAUCAUCCGAAUACGUAUACUUUCACCAAAUCAUUAGCAGAGUCGCUGAUCAAAGAUACAGGAGGUGGCCUGCCGAUAGGAAUUUUUAGACCAUCUAUCGUAAUAUCCACCUAUAAAGAACCUCUGGCAGGUUGGAUAGAUAAUUUGUAUGGUCCUAGCGGAAUGAUUGCUGCAGCAUUUUUGGGAGUAGUCAGGGUAAUAUUUUGCGACAGAGAAAAUAUCCCCGACCUUGUACCAGUAGAUAGCUGCGUGGCAGGCCUCAUUGCCACUGCUUGGGACAUUUCCACCAAUGAGUCACUAACUGAAACAUCCAAUCAUCUUCCUGUAUAUAAUUACGUUUCUUCAGUGGAAAAUCCGAUAACGUGGAAUGAAUUCGUAGAACUGAACAUGAUCAGUUUGAAGUCAUUUCCAUCAUCGAACUCACUUUGGGACACUUUCGUCAUAAUGACUCCUAAUGUUUACUGGAAUAAAGUUCUACAAAUUUUCUAUCACACUCUACCUGGACUCCUCAUAGACUUCGUAACCAUAUUGAGUGGAAAAAGACCUAGAAUGAUGCGGCUAUAUAAAACCACAAAAAAAUCCUCAGAUGCCAUCUCUUACUUCGCCACAAGGAGUUGGAAGUUCUCGAACGACAAUAUUCGCAAUUUGUGGCAGAAAAUGAAUCGAACAGAUCAGAAACUCUUUCCUCUCAGCAUAACAACAGUGCACUGGCUCAUUUAUUUCAGAAGUUACCUGAGAGGAAUCAGGUUAUACUUACUGAGGGAGCCUGAAGACACUUUGGAAGCUGCCAGACGGAGAUAUGUGAGGAUGAGAAGAUGUAAUACGGCACUCAAAUGGUUUUUGAUUUAUAUCAUCUAUGAAUUCGCUUUAAAAUUACUUUCUUAUUUUCAUAGUUAUAUGUUCUGACUUUGAAUGGGAUGUUUGCCUAGAUUCUUAGAACUGUAUAACAUUUUAGAGGCGAGGUAUAUUUUUGGUUUGAAGGCAUUCAAUGUUUUUUCCUGUUAACUCAUUAAAAAAUCACAGUUGAAAAAAUUUAUUUCAUUAAGUGGUUGUAAAUGUGUAAAAAUUUUUUUAGAAAGUCAUUGUUUUUUUUUCUUUUUUUGGUAUCUAACCUACUACAAUCUGAGGAAAGUUACUGCGUAAUAUAUAUCACUGAAAAGUCCAAUUAAUGGGUAAUUUUUGGUUAUUAACAAGAUUUGUGUAAAAAUUGAAUAAUUUGUGGAAAAAAAAAUUAUUUGAA